Molecule: messenger RNA, 2723 nt
Organism: Linum trigynum
Lineage: Eukaryota; Viridiplantae; Streptophyta; Magnoliopsida; Malpighiales; Linaceae
Source: the annotation of a GenBank genome assembly
CAAAAGUUUGGCUAUUAUUUUGAAAUGGGAAAAAGAUUUGGCUAAAAAAUAGUAUUUUCUCAAUUCAAAAAUACAUGCGUUCACAUUAGGUGGGCCAACCGUUCGGUAAAGCCGAACCGAAACCAAAUUAAACCGAACCAAAACCGAAAUAAUGCUAUUCGAUUCGGAAUUCGGUAGGAAAAUAUGGAUAUUUCAGAAAUCAGAGUUCUUUCAACCGAACCGAAAUUCCGACCAAAAAAUCGAAAUACUAUAAUUGCAACCUCCAAAUGGUGAAUUUUUAUGUUUAUAGUAGUUUUUAGACUUAAAUAUUUGAAAUGUUUUAUGACUUAUGUGUUGAAAAGUUUGAUUUUAUCAUUGAUGAUGCAUAUAAUUGCAUAUUAAUUGUUUAUAUUACUAUGAAAAUAAUUUAAAAGUAAGAAGAUAUAUAAUUGCAUAUUAAUUGUUUAUAUUAUGUGAAAAACCAAACCGAAUUAUAAUUCCGUUUAAACCGACCGAACCGAAUUAUAAUUCGGUUCAAUUUCGGUUUGAGGUUUGGGAGCAUUCGGGAACCCGAUAUUUAUAAUUUCGAUUCGGUCAAAAUCAAAUCAACCGAAUGCCCACCCCUAGUUCACAAAAAUACAUAUAUUUAAAAAUCGCCACUUCCAAACGAUACUGAAUUGGUGCGCUGACUGCCUGACUUCCACUCGUCAUUGUUGGGGAGGCGGGAGGCCCACGCUUGUUGAAGGAAAUAUGGGCUUCUUUGCCAAACUAUUGGGCCCCAGAAAUUGGUAGUUGGAGAAGCCCAAUAAACAAAACGAGAAAGCAAUUUAAAGAGGAUUCGCCGCCGGGAGGCGGAGGAGGACGAAUAAACUGCAGAAGUUUGGAAACUUCCCCGGCGAACUCAACUCAGCACUCUGCAGACGUUCUUCAUCUGCAGACCAUUCCUGCUUGAGGUUGGCUAAGAUUCUGAACAGGAUUUUUGUUCAAUCCCUCUUUGUUCCUUUACUUUCCUAGUGGAGGGCGAUCCGCCGUUUCACGCCUGGAAGAGCAGCAGUGGCUGAAAGUCUGAAACAGCCAUCGAUUGCCUUUCGGGUUUAGGGGACUUGACUUAAGAACUGAAACGAAUUGGAGAGGAGAAGGUAGAGCUGCUGUGGUGGAUUUUGUGCAUUCGUGGAGCUGCAAUUUCUUUCUAUUAGCCUAUAACAAUUAACAAAGCAUUGUGCUAUUGUUGAUAAUGGCAGCUUCUGGUAAGUAAAGAGGGGGAAGGGGGCAAAUGGGAUUUGAAGAUUACCAGGUGGGCUCGCUCCCAACUGUAUUAUAUGUGCCUCAGUUUGUCACAGAAGCUGAAGAGACUCAUCUCUUGGCCAAGAUAUAUGAAGCACCUUCAGCGAAAUGGAAAUCCUUGAAGAAUAGGAGACUGCAAAAUUGGGGCGGAGUUGUUCACGAAAAGGGUCUUCUGCCACAAGAACUGCCUCCUUGGUUAACAAAAAUCACGCAGCGAAUAAAUGAAGAAUCAGGACUCUUUCCUUCAGCGAUUAAUCAUGUUCUCAUCAAUGAAUACCUCCCAAGCCAAGGAAUAAGGCCACAUCAGGAUGGACCUGCUUAUUUUCCAGUGGCAGCUAUUCUUUCACUUGGAUCUCCUGCAGUUAUGGACUUCACUCCCCAUUCAAGGUUGAGAGCGUCCCCAGAUCCGCUGGAGGAUGAAGGAGGUGAAGGUAGACGAUAUCCCAGCAGCGAAACCUUGGAGGCCGAGACAGACAAGUGGAUUGAUGAUCACCGCCGUUUUUCUGUUGCACUUAUGCCUAGGAGCCUGCUGAUAUUCAAGGAUAAUGCCUAUUUAGAUUAUCUGCAUGGUAUCAAGGACACAGAGGUGCAUGAUUUUGUUAAGGCCGUAAAUGUGCAACAAAUCCUUGAUGCGGAGAAUACUUCGCAUGCUGUCAGAAGCACCGAGAUAAUGAGCAUUCAUCGAACCAGUACCCGAAUUUCGCUGACUUGUAGAUUGGUAUUGAAGGUUCAUAAGAAUUUGUUCAAGUUCUGAGGGUGCUGCCAUGUUCCUUUGCAAUAGACAAAUCUUUUAGCUAGGUACAUCUAUUCAUGACCUUGUUUUAAACUUCAAUGCAGAAUGUAGUGUUGAGAAUCUCGAAAUAAAGAUGUCAAAUUGAUGAUAUGGAAUCCUUGUUUGCUCAGAAAAUCGUCCUAGAACUUCGACAUAAAUCAACCUAAACACGGUACAUAUUAAAUAAAGUUAGGAAUGCACAAUUAGCAGCUUCAUUACAGGUAAACGCUUCCUACAACUAAAUCCGAGGAAUCAAACUACAAAAGGCAAACAUAAGAAGCAGCAAUCAAUGAUACUACAAGUGGUAAGUAACUAAUGCACACACGGAUCACAAUAACAAACAAACUAGAGUUCGGAGAGGAUAGCCGGGAUGUAAUGAGACAACUCGGCUGUAAGAGACUGAAACCCAUUCACUAGCUGCGUGUGGAACUCCUGGUCUUCCUCUCCGAUCAAUCGGAAGUGAACUCGAAUUGCACGCUUGCAAACUGCCAUGAAUUCGAGCAAUGCAGCAAUGAGUUGCUGGAGUUCUUGUGACCUCAGCCUUGUAGCUGGUUCACCAGAGAGAAAGGCCGUGCACACGCUCAAUACCCCACUGUUAACCUGUUAAACCCAGAAUUGGCAUUGUGAGAAUGUAAGUUUUGCCGCACAGCACCAAGCAACACAACACCAAUAAAGCAUGUGUUCGUUU